CAAGCCCGUCCCAUUCGCUGCGCUGUGGGAAGGGGAAGAAGGAGGAGGAGGCGCACAGCCCUUUUGUUACCUGUAUUAGACUUACCUGGUCAGUUUAAGAUGCCUCCCAGAAUCAGGAACACGGAGCGAUGCGCACACGCUUCCAGGAAGACAGAUACGCAGAUGUUGUGUGUCAAGCUGCACAAGAAGGAAACUUGUUUUUCUGCCUUCCAGACGCAGCAAAGGGCUUGAAGAGCUAAUUAGAAUUUACCGUCAAAGUAAGGACGAAUAGGAGGCACUUCCUCCAAGAACUCCCUCACCUCUCUCUAGGCCGACCGAGUUUCAGAAGUGGACUAUUUGACUCAGACAUCAGCGCCUCACCUGAACGCAAACAUGGAUUUGACAAUAUCGAAGAUUUCCAAGGAGCUGCGGCUUGAUGUCACAGGAAAUAGAGGGCAUAUGAUCUGGGGGGGAUAGAGAGGUGCCUCCUCAUGCGAAAGGAACGCGCGUGGCCACUUUGUGUAACAGUGCAUGGCCUCUGGAUAAAGUGGGAACGAUCAUGCACAGACCCCCCCGAAAGUGGAGUCUCUACGUGUUCCUGAGUUUUGGCAUCCUAUACCUCCGACUAGGGGCCCUGUCCUCGGUAGUAGCUCUGGGUGCCAACAUCAUCUGCAACAAGAUUCCUGGGCUGGCACCUCGCCAGCGAGCUAUCUGCCAGAGCCGCCCAGACGCCAUCAUUGUUGUGGGCGAAGGUGCCCAAAUGGGCAUCAACGAGUGUCAGUACCAGUUCCGAUAUGGACGCUGGAACUGUUCGGCGCUGGGAGAAAGGACGGUCUUCGGACAGGAGCUGCGAGUAGGUAGCCGGGAAGCAGCUUUCACCUACGCCAUCACGGCAGCAGGGGUGGCCCAUGCCAUCACAGCGGCAUGCAGCCAGGGCAACCUGAGCCAGUGUGGCUGUGACCGGGAGAAGCAGGGCUAUUACAAUCAGGAGGAGGGCUGGAAGUGGGGCGGCUGCUCGGCUGACAUCAAGUACGGUAUCGAGUUCUCACGACGCUUUGUAGAUGCCCGUGAGAUUAAAAAGACUCCUCGUCGCCUGAUGAACCUGCACAACAAUGAGGCGGGCAGGAAGGUCCUAGAAGAGCGGAUGAAGCUGGAGUGCAAGUGUCAUGGCGUUUCAGGCUCCUGCACCACCAAGACAUGCUGGACUACACUCCCAAAGUUCCGAGAGAUCGGCUACCUACUUAAGGAAAAAUACAACGAAGCGGUGCACGUGGAGGUCGUCCGGGCGAGCCGACUGCGCCAGCCCACCCACCUCAAGGUGAAGCAGACACAGGGCUACCGAAAGCCCAUGGAGACGGACCUCGUUUACAUUGAGAGGUCACCCAACUACUGUGAGGAGGACGCAGCCACGGGGAGCGUUGGCACCCAGGGACGCCUUUGCAACCGCACCUCACCACACACGGACGGCUGUGACCUUAUGUGCUGCGGUCGAGGGUACAACACUCACCAGUACACCAAAGUGUGGCAAUGCAACUGUAAAUUCCAAUGGUGCUGCUUCGUAAAAUGCAACACGUGCAGUGAGAGGACGGAGGUGUUUACCUGCAAAUAAGGCUGCGGGAGACUCCUAUUUUCAGGAGGUGUGGCACCACGGAGUAGCUGGAUGAGGACGCCCUGACUGUUGGGUCUUGGACCAGAGAGAUGUUGAAGAUUGAAAAAGUGGAAUUGACACUAUCAGCUCUUCAUGGCAUUGUUUUGCACAGCAGAAUCUUAUCUAAUUGCUUCUCAGAAAGUAAUUGCUAAUUACCAGUAGACAACAGCCCAGAACUUUAUUGUCACAUAGAGAUCGUGAUGAUGAACGGAUGCAUCCACAGCUAAGUUUGGAGUAGAUUUUUGCAUUAUUUGAGAUUUGCAUGGACAGGAUCCCAGAGGAACGUGGGAAUAACAACAAACAAAACAAAAACAAUGACAGCAGCUGACUUAAGGUGACAAACAUGGUGGCAAACGUUUGUAAAUCCUCUUGUGUUCUCACUAAAGGGGAACUCCUACGUAAAUGUUGACAAACACCCUCGAGAUUGGCUGAGGCCUGAGUUUGAGGUGUAGACGAGAACAUUGUGUAAUGGCGGCACGUUGUGUUGCGCCAAAGUUUGAGUGGAGAACUCUAUAAAACCCUCUGCUGCCAACUGGAAUACGGCGGAGAAUGUUGGUUUUCCAGUAACACUGGAACUGUCUGUUCUGAACACUGAAAAUAAAUUGUCUAUUUAUGUUAUAGUAUCUUUAAAACAAAGCACUAACGGGUAGAGAUGUCUGUUUUUUGUACUAAAUGUAAAGACAAAUACAGUUUGGUGACUCGACUAAAAUGUGUGUCUACUAGAAGUUGUCUGGAGGAUCCCAUAACACACUUUAUCUGUUCUUUAGUGACAGGGAAGGGUAAAAAGCUUCUAAUGCUGCUGAUGUGUUGGUAGUAAAAUACAUCUUUACGGGACAUCUCAUCUCACCUAAUCCACUCACCUGUCUGGAUGGGUCUGCAACAACAACCGAUUCAUCUGCAGAAAUCCUUCCUCAAGUUAUUAAACAUGAACUUUUAAACUA
Nothobranchius furzeri (turquoise killifish) is the source of this 2568-nucleotide messenger RNA. It is a transcript of the gene wnt7bb, whose product is annotated as wingless-type MMTV integration site family, member 7Bb. Gene Ontology annotation, cellular component: extracellular region. NCBI's taxonomy places the organism in Eukaryota, Metazoa, Chordata, Actinopteri, Cyprinodontiformes, Nothobranchiidae. Gene Ontology annotation, molecular function: frizzled binding; cytokine activity. The record is from RefSeq and is a predicted model, not a curated record. Gene Ontology annotation, biological process: multicellular organism development; positive regulation of JNK cascade; canonical Wnt signaling pathway.